ACCGCGGGCACUGGGUCAGACAUUGGAUCGUCUGGCUGGACAGCGGGCAUCGGGUCACCAGGCAUCAGGUCAUUUGGCUCAACAGCGGGCACCGCGUCAUCUGGCAAGGCAGUGGGCUCCGAGUCAACUGGCACGACAGUGGGCUCUGAGUCAAUUGGCACGACAGCGGGCACCGGAUCAGGUACCGGAUCAUCUGGAUCAACAGCGGGCAUCAAGUCAACUGGCCUAAUAGGAUCAUCAGGCUGGAUCAGCUGGGUACAUGCAUCAGGCUGAAGUGCGGGUGCCGAGGCACCAGGCUGAACCACGGAAGGCAGGUUCUCAGACGGCAGGCUCACCGGUUUGGAUACUGGCAGGA
Staurois parvus is the source of this 355-nucleotide messenger RNA. The record is from the annotation of a GenBank genome assembly. NCBI's taxonomy places the organism in Eukaryota, Metazoa, Chordata, Amphibia, Anura, Ranidae.